GAGAGAGAUCAUACAUGUGGAGACUGGGGUGGUCACCGGACUGAAGAGCCCUGAUCGCUGCAGGUCACUGACAAGAAUUAAAGAUCGGUAGUCACCUUACAACAAGAGUCCUCCAUGUCGCAUGAAUUGUCACACCUGCCCUAUAUAUGUAUAUAAAUAUAUGGCUUAGACAGGCUCCGAACAGAGGGUUGAAAAUGCUUUCAUAUUCUUCUUCCGUCAUUCCAUUUUUUGUUUCCGUUUUUAUCAGUUUAUGCAGCACAGGAGCCCUGGUAAAGCUACCGGAGAAUGGAACAAUUCCGGCUGUGAUAGUUUUCGGGGAUUCGAUCGUGGACGCAGGCAAUAACAACAAUCUUGUUACUGUGGCUAAGUCCAAUUAUCCACCCUAUGGGAGGGACUUCAGUGGAGGAAUACCAACUGGAAGAUUUAGCAAUGGCAAAAUUCCCUCCGACUUCGUUGCUGAACUAUUGGGAAUCAAAAAGCUGUUGCCGGCAUAUUUAGACCCAACUCUUCAACCUAGUGAUCUCCUCACUGGAGUAACCUUCGCUUCAGGCGCUUCAGGAUAUGACCCUCUAACAUCUAAGAUUCCGUCAGUUUUUUCACUGUCGGAUCAAUUAGAAAUGUUCAAGGAGUACACAGGAAAGCUGAAAGCCAUGGUUGGAGAAGAAAGAACAAACACCAUUCUAAGAAAAAGCUUGUUUUUAGUGGUACAGAGCAGUAAUGACAUUACCUCUACAUAUUUCACCGUUCGGAAAGAGCAGUAUGAUUUUGCUUCUUACGCAGAUAUUCUGGUAACCUUGGCGUCUUCUUUCUUAAAGGAACUGUAUGGAUUGGGGGCACGAAGAAUAGCUGUUUUCGGUGCACCUCCGUUAGGAUGCCUGCCAUCACAGAGAAGCUUAGCAGGAGGGAUACAAAGAGAGUGUGCUGAGAAGCUCAACGAAGCAGCCAAGUUAUUCAACACUCAGCUCUCGUCUGGAUUGGAUUCUCUCAACACCAACUUUCCCCUUGCAAAGUUUGUGUAUGUUGAUAUUUAUAACCCCUUGCUUGAUAUCAUCCAAAACCCUCAAAAAUCAGGACUUGAGGUAGCGAAUAAAGGAUGCUGUGGCACGGGGACGAUAGAGUCUGUAGUACUAUGCAACCGAUUUAAUCCCUUUACUUGUAAAGAUGUGACAAAGUACGUAUUUUGGGACAGUUACCAUCCUACAGAAAAAGUGUACAAGAUUCUAAGUCGCGGGGUCAUCCAGAAAUACCUGGGCAGCUUCCUCUGAUCAGAUCCACCUUGAUGAAACCUCUUUCACCAACAGCCCAUAUGCCAACCUCCACUGCCUUAAUUAUUUCUAAUGCUAGAGUUAAUUUUCAUCUAUUUUAUGCAAUAAUCUCAGUUAAAAGAUUACUAUAGUUGUCAUUUUCAUACAAAGUCUUGUAUUCAAAACACCUAAAGACCAAAUGGAAGGUGUUGUAAUGGAAAGGUUACACAAUUAAUCCCACAAGAUUUUUAUUUUCAAGGAUUUCAA
This is a messenger RNA of Vitis riparia (riverbank grape), 1511 nucleotides long. RefSeq names its product GDSL esterase/lipase At3g14820-like. The transcript is spliced from 5 exons. Gene Ontology annotation, cellular component: extracellular region. The record is from RefSeq and is a predicted model, not a curated record. Gene Ontology annotation, biological process: lipid metabolic process. The coding region runs from base 147 to 1265 and encodes 372 amino acids. Gene Ontology annotation, molecular function: lipase activity. NCBI's taxonomy places the organism in Eukaryota, Viridiplantae, Streptophyta, Magnoliopsida, Vitales, Vitaceae.